Molecule: messenger RNA, 4706 nt
Organism: Carassius gibelio (silver crucian carp)
Lineage: Eukaryota; Metazoa; Chordata; Actinopteri; Cypriniformes; Cyprinidae
Product: histone acetyltransferase KAT2B
Exons: 18
Coding region: 170-2560 (796 amino acids)
Biological process (GO): positive regulation of transcription by RNA polymerase II; chromatin remodeling
Cellular component (GO): nucleus; histone acetyltransferase complex
Molecular function (GO): protein binding; histone H3 acetyltransferase activity
Source: RefSeq, a predicted model, not a curated record
AUAACGGGAUUUUCAUUUGUGCCUCCCCUAGCGGAGACAAGGCGGAUUUACAAUGUCAAAUAAAAAAGCAGGGAUGAACGCCAUGUCUGAUCCCGCUGUUGAGGGGUAGAGAGAGCGAAUACAGCGGGCGGACUUCGAGGAUUCGAGUCGGUGCGCGGAAGCAGGCUCGAUGUCGGAGAGCGCGGGGAUUCCUCAGGGCUCCCCGGCGGUGGGUGCAGCGGGCUCGGCUGCGGCUGCGCCAGGUGUCGGUGGAACCGAGUGUUCGGGCGCUGCUGUCGGUUCUGCACGUAUCGCCGUCAAGAAGGCGCAGCUCCGCUCCUCCCCGCGUCCGAAGAAACUGGAGAAACUCGGUGUAUAUUCCUCGUGCAAGGCUGAAGGAGCUUGUAAGUGUAAUGGCUGGAAGAGUCAAAACCCACCUCCAACUCCGCCCCCUCCAACCCCACCCAGAGCUGAGCAGCCAAUUGCAGUUAACUUAAAGGAGCCCUGCAGAAGCUGCAGCCACGCCCUCGGUGACCAUGUGACACACCUGGAGAAUGUGUCAGAGGAGGAGAUGAACAGACUGCUUGGAAUUGUGCUGGAUGUGGAGUACCUGUACACAUGUGUCCAUAAAGAAGAGGAUCCCGACACUAAACAAGUUUACUUUUCUCUCUUCAAAUUGCUACGGAAAUGCAUCCUGCAGAUGGGAAGGCCUGUGGUAGAAGCUCUGGAAAGCCCACCUUUUGAAAAACCAAGCAUUGAACAGGGUGUGAACAACUUUGUGCAGUACAAGUUUAGCCACCUACCGUCAAAAGAGAGGCAAACCAUUGUGGAGCUUGCAAAGAUGUUCCUCAACCAGAUCAACUACUGGCAGCUAGAGACGCCCUCACAAAGGAGACAAAGAGCACCUGAUGAUGAUGUGGCUGGUUAUAAAGUCAAUUACACCAGGUGGCUGUGUUAUUGUAAUGUGCCCCAGUUCUGUGACAGUCUCCCUCGGUACGAGGCCACACAGAUUUUCGGCCGCACUUUCCUGCGCUCUGUGUUCACUGUUAUGAGGAAGCAGCUGCUGGAACAGGCCCGGCAGGAGAAAGACAAACUACCACCCGAGAAACGCACACUCAUUCUUACACAUUUCCCCAAGUUUUUGUCUAUGCUAGAAGAAGAGGUUUAUAGUCAUAAUUCACCUAUCUGGAGUGAAGACUUUAUGGUUCGUUUAUCAGGUGGACAGAUUCCCACAGUGAUUAGUGCUCCACCUGUGACCCGCCCCCUGUACUACAGCAGUAGUCCCGCCCCAGUGGAGCUGGUUGGAGGAGGCAGUGUAAGCCCGGCCCGGAAAACAGCAUCCACUUUGGAGCCCAAUUCAGGUGGAGAAAAGCGAAAGUCUUCUGAGCCGUUGUCUCACGAGGACAGCAAACGACCCCGUGUGGUUGGUGACAUUCCUAUGGAAUUAAUUAAUGAAGUCAUGUCUACAAUUACAGACCCUACAGCCAUGCUGGGACCAGAGACCAGUCUUCUCUCUGCUCAUUCUGCACGUGAUGAAGCUGCUCGAUUAGAGGAGAAGCGUGGCGUCAUCGAGUUCCAUGUCAUUGGAAACUCCCUCAACCAGAAGCCCAAUAAGAAGAUCCUCAUGUGGCUUGUUGGUCUGCAGAACGUCUUCUCACACCAGCUGCCCCGCAUGCCUAAAGAAUACAUCACACGCCUUGUCUUUGACCCGAAACACAAGACUCUGUCUCUGAUUAAAGAUGGCCGUGUUAUUGGGGGAAUCUGUUUCCGGAUGUUCCCAACUCAGGGCUUCACUGAAAUUGUGUUCUGUGCCGUCACCUCCAAUGAACAAGUCAAGGGUUAUGGGACUCACCUCAUGAACCAUCUUAAGGAGUAUCACAUCAAGCACGAAAUUCUCAACUUUCUCACCUAUGCUGAUGAAUACGCCAUUGGCUACUUUAAAAAACAGGGAUUCUCUAAGGACAUUAAAGUGCCGAAGUCAAAGUAUGUGGGCUACAUUAAAGAUUACGAAGGGGCCACACUCAUGGGCUGUGAACUAAACCCUUGCAUCCCUUACACUGAGUUCUCAGUCAUCAUCAAGAAACAGAAAGAGAUCAUUAAGAAGCUUAUAGAGCGCAAGCAAGCACAGAUUCGGAAAGUCUACCCUGGCCUGUCCUGUUUCAAGGAGGGAGUUCGUCAGAUUGCCAUUGAGAGCAUUCCAGGAAUCCGUGAGACGGGCUGGAAGCCUGUAGGGAAGAGCAAAGAGCUGAAGGAUCCAGACCAGUUGUACAGCACCUUAAAGAACAUCUUACAGCAGGUCAAGUCACACCAGAAUGCAUGGCCCUUCAUGGAACCUGUAAAGAAGAAUGAGGCACCUGGUUAUUAUCAAGUCAUCCGCUUCCCUAUGGACUUGAAGACAAUGAGCGAGCGUCUGAAGAGUCGUUACUAUACCACACGGAAGCUGUUCAUGGCUGACAUGCAGAGGAUCUUCACUAACUGCAGAGAGUACAACCCUCCUGAAAGCGAGUACUACAAAUGUGCCAACCUACUAGAGAAAUUCUUCUACACCAAGAUCAAAGAGGCGGGCCUCAUCGAUAAGUAAUCCAGCUAGGGGGAGCACGUGGUCCGUUUCCCUUUCUACCUCUUUUCUCCACAUUUAUCAUAUAUAGAACUCCUUUUAAUCCCCAUUGUUUUUGCAUCAAAAGUAGGGUUUUCUGAAAUGAAGACAUUUACAUGUAUCGUUCAUUCAAAAAUUCUAAUUUGAUGAAAAUGUAACCUCAGGCCAGCCAAGAUUGCAAUUUAGCAUUUUAUCACUUGCUCACCAGAGGAUCCUCAACAGUGAAUGGGUGCCGUCAGAAUGAGAGUCAAAAAUCUGUUAAAAGCAUCACAAGUACCGGUAAUCCAUACGAUUCCAGUCUAACAUCUUAUGAAUCAAAAAGCUGUUUGUAAGAACGAAUCCAUAAUUAAAGCAUCAAAAGGCAUUAACUGAUUAUCGCAAUGUUUUUAGCAGAUCUUCUGGGAUGAGCAAAAAACACAUUUACAUUUUGGAUAGCCUGAGGGUUAUUACAUUUUCAGGAAAUUGCUAAUUUUGGGUGAACAAUUUCUAAAAAGAUAAGUAUUUGGCACAUGUGAAUAUCCACAUGACUGCCAUGUGUGAAAAGUCUUUUUCCCGUCUUAAGAAUUCCUUCUGCCAAAAGUGUGGAACAAUUUUACGGUAUGUGCGGCUGGAUGCUUUUGGUGUGCAUGUGUUCUUGCUAGUGUGUGUAUAUAAUAGUAAAAAUCUCUUUAUAUAGAUACAGUUUUAUGAGGAAAAAUCUUUUUUUAUAUUUUAUGUAAAGUCAUGGCCAAAGGUUUUGGCUAUGACAUUUUUGUUUUGCAAAUGUUUGCAGCUUCAGUAUUUGUAGAUAAUUUUCCUGUGUUUCUAUGGUAUACUGAAAAACAGUGAUAAGCACAUUAUAAGUUUUAAAGGCUUUUAUUGGCAAAAAAUAUAUAGAAUGAGUCCGUAUUUACAGUGUUUACCCCUGUUCUUCAUAACCUCUGCAAUUCAUUCUGGCAUGGUGGAUAUUAGCUUCUGGGCCAAAUCCUGACUGACGGCCAUCCAUUUUGUCAUUUUGUGUCAGAAUAUUUUUUUUUUUUUUGUGUGUGACGUUAAUUUUUUUGGCCAAUGAAGCUUGUAACAAUUAUUUAAAAUGCAUCUGAUCACUCUGCACAAUAAUCUAGAAACAAUGUGAAUGAACACCGCAACAGCUUAAGCAGCAAACUUUGCAACACACAAAAUUGAUGUCACUGCCAAAACGUAUGGCCAUGACUGCAGUAGCGAAGGAUGUGGCCUACAACUCAGCCAAGAAAAAUGACUCUAAUUACCUAAUGUCAGACCUUCAAACAGCACUUAUUUAUUAUUAAACCUAAAGAAAUGUUGAUAAAUACUAGUACUGAUACAGUGAAGAUUCCUAAUCAGAAACUUGCACAUGUGUGGUCUUUAUCAGAGCGCGGCGUAACGAGGAGCAUUCCCUGUGCAGCGAAAAAAACUUAAUAACUUAAGUCUUAAUAUGCUUCAUCUUUAUGGCUGUGCUUCUAAUGAAAACGUACAGCCUUUUUAUGUAAAGGUGACACGUGCAAUGACUCGCACUAUUGUUGUUUUCUAAAAUAUUUGUACUUUUAAAUAAUUAAGAGAUGGGCUUUGUACUACAUUUGGGGGAAUGGGGGAUAAAGCUAUUUUAAGGUCUUUGUACCUUUGCUUUUAAAGACAUAGCAUAUUUUAUAGAAUGAUUAAAUAUUUAGAGCAACUAAUGUGAAUGAAAUGUCUACUUUUGUGUUAGACUGUUGUGGUAGAGGGUAAUGUUGCACAAACUGCACAAUUCUUUUUUUUUUUUCUUGCACUUUUUUUGUUGUUGAAAUUGUUAAAGAAAAAAAAUCACAAUCAUUAAUUUCUUGAAUUAUUACGUUUAUGUAUAUUUUAUCAUUUAUUCGGAUGCCAUUUUUGUUUGCUGAACAAUUUAGGCAUGUUAUUAAGCAGAAAAUGCAUAUGUCUGUUUUUGUUUUUACUGCAAAUGUGUCAACAGACUGGAGUUCCUGGAUUUGUUCAAAAUGUGCUGGUCUAGUCUAGCAUUUCACCAUGUUUCCAAUACUAUAAAGCCAAGUCAAGAAAGCUUACUUGCUCAUCCAGGAAACUUGUUUCCUACAUAGCUGUGCUCAUGUUCUAUCUCUGCGCCAUCUUCACAAAAUAAUAAAAUAAUUUCAAAUCAGUA